Molecule: messenger RNA, 2536 nt
Organism: Pocillopora verrucosa
Lineage: Eukaryota; Metazoa; Cnidaria; Anthozoa; Scleractinia; Pocilloporidae
Product: dynactin subunit 2
Biological process (GO): mitotic spindle organization
Cellular component (GO): centrosome; dynactin complex; cytoplasm
Source: RefSeq, a predicted model, not a curated record
CUCAGCGACCGAUAGAAAGGAGAGGCUACAAAGUAUUGAGCGAGAAUUACAAACAUGGCUGCUCGAAGCAGAUAUUCUGAACUACCUGGCAUUGACAAUCAGCCAGAUGUCUACGAAACUCCCGAUGUUAUGGAGAAAACUAACCAGGAGGGUGACCCUUCGAUGCAGAAUGGAGAUGAAAGUAUUCAUUUGUUAAAAAUUGAUGCUAAAGAAGCAUUUGAGAAAUUUAGUGGAAAAUAUUUAGACCCAGGGAAUACUGAUUUUUCAGGAAGGUGUGGUCCUGAACAGAUGAAAGGCUAUGUUACAAAAACUGAAUAUGAAAUGCUAGGAGAAGGAGCAGCUAAAGAGACACCUCAGAAUAAAUUUAAUCGUCUUCAGCAUGAGAUCCGAGAGCUGGCAGAAGAACUAGAGCAAAUUAAGGGCACUGUUCAGGAUGAAAAAGAGGAGAACAAACUUUCACCAGUUGUUCUGGCACAAGAGGUGCAAACCCUUCAAAAACAGCUUGAAGAUUUACAUCUGGUGAAUGUCCUUGGGAAGGAGGCUUUGACUGUGGCUUCAACACCUCAAGCUGGGUUGUCACAACGCCUGCAGACUCAACUUGAAGCCUUUAAAACAGCUGAGGCAGCAAGUGGCAAGCAAACUAAGCAGAGUGAUGAUGGAUGUGUCACAUAUGAGUUGUUUUACAAACCAGAACAUGCAAAGUUUAAUCAACUUUCACAGAUGAGCGAGUUAGAACAAAGGGUACAGAAAUUGGAGACAGUUCUGGGCAGUGAUCCAACUCAUUUGUCCUCCAUUACUGCUGAUCUUGAAAUUAAGGAUAAAAAUUUGUUGUCUGCGGCAUCAGCUCUUGAGGCUAAAGUUGCUUUGUUGGAUGCAAAUCACAUUGAUCACGUUGAUGCACGAUUACAGGGAAUAUUGCAUCAUGUCAAUGCUCUCUCAGAGAAAAAGCAGGAAGUUGAAAAUUCAGCUAAGCAGAGCAAGGUGACCGAACUUUAUGAUCUUUUGAACAAGUGGGAUUCGUUCGUAGACGUUGUCCCGGAUCUGAUAACAAGACUACAAUCCUUGAAAGCUCUGCAUGAACAAGCAAGCCAGUUUGGUCAAUCGUUGUUGGAGCUGGAUUCGUCUCAGUCUGCUCUGAACAGUCAAAUGCGCGGCCAGGCAAAACUCCUUAGUGAGCUGGAAGCCAGUUUCAACUCCAACGUAGCCACCAUUGAGGCGAACUGUGAACGAGUUGAAGCUCGCAUCAAUACUCUUCUCGAGAAAUUCGAAACGAAAGGACGGUGAUUAGCGAGAGGGAGAUAAAAUAGAUACUUAUCUAAUGAUUAACUUAUAAGAAAGCGGGCUGGUAUUCAUGGUAUAUGCUUCGAACAAUUUUCAGUUGAGUGUCGCAAGUUAUCUGGGAUUGUAUUGGUUUUGCUUUACUUCGCUCUGUGAUUGGCCCAGAAAACUCACGCUAUCCUCUCAACCAAUCUGGUUUGUUUUUACUUUGAGUUCUCAUUGGCUCUUAAGGAUAUUUCUCUUCCUUCUGAUUGGCUUUUGUGAUUACUUUGGUUUUAGUUUUACGACACUCAAUCGAAAAUCACUCUGCCUUUUACGGUGUUUUGGAGAGGCAAAAGGGUUUGGAAUUUUUUUAGGGUUAUUUUGAAGUGUGAGUGCAAUUUGUAGUCUCAAAAAAAUUACAAGGGCUUAUUUAUUCCAAAUUAUACAAGGAAUCAUGUGAUUACCUUAACGAUUGCUCUUCAUAAGUUGUUUCGUUACCAUCAGCUUGGUUGCCCACACAAAUUCCUAAACACCAGAAAAGGCUCGUUUGUAGGUUAUUAUUUAUUCGUUUAUUCUUUAAAUUCGAAUUCCUUUAACCCUUUACAUCCUAACAUCAGUAUGCAUAUUCUCCAUACUGUUCUCCAUACAAUUCUUUCAUGCUGACAAGGAGAAUUUGUUUAACAAUCAAGAGCUUCUUUAGUUGUUGAUCAUUUCCCUCAUUCUCAUGACCUUAAUGUUUGAUUCAGGGGUGAUCUUGUAAGGAGAAAUUAGAUGCCAGUCUCUCUUAGGGGUUAAAGGGUUAAGGAACAGUUGGGAAUAUAGUUAAAAGUAAGAGUAAGGCAAAUUGUUUAGCGUUAAGUAUGAAAAUGUCUUGUAUCCUAUUGAACAUCGAAAUAGCUGAUAUUUUCGUUGUCUUAGGCAUGCAGCAUCAAUUGAUGCCCCUUAACUUUUUGACUGCUAUUCGUGAUCAAGACAGAAUUUCUCCUUACAAUAUCAAUACGAUAUCAAGCAGGCAAGUGAUGAGAAUAAAGAGAAUUAUUAACUAGAGGAUUGGUAGUUGAUCCAGUACUAAAUUCACUCAACUAGCAUCAUAUGAAUUGUAUGGUAGACAGUAAGGAGAAUUUCUAAAGAGAUCUUGGGAGUUAAAGGGUUACGCCGUUUAUUGAUGUGUAGGAAUCUACUCCAAAUUGAUUCUCAGCAAUAUCAAGCGGCGUAUGACUCUCAUUAGGUAGUCGAAUAUGUCUGAAGCAUUAAAAGGUAAAAACUUUAAAAUGAA